AUCAGGAUGCUCAUCAGGCUUCUAACAUUGAGGACUUAAUUCAGGUUAUACAUGCAUCAUUCUCAGUUAUGCGCAAGCAGUGGUCAGAUGCCAUGCAUAAUUUUCAUGAGAAGUUUGAUUCUUUAUCUACUCUAAUUGUCAACCAUGGUAAAUGCUAAUUAGAGUACUACAUGAUAGCUUAGUACUUAAAUUUUCAAGUCGUUGUUUCUCUAUUCGCUAUUUUCUAUCAUAUGCAAGUAGCUCUGGAUUCAUCUCCUCAAGAGGAGUUUCUAAGCCUCCUAGGUGGUGCUCACGCUAGUCCUCCAGUUCAUCAAUUUCUUGUUUACUCUCUUGGUGAAGCUAUAAACUUACAUUAUAUGAUAUUUUCCUUACAUGAAAGGAAACUGGUAUUGUAAUGUUGUAUUGAACAAUAGAUUUCUUACUCAAUAGGGGGUGAAGCGCAUAUCAAAGGUUGUCUGUGGUUCUGGAAAAGAACUUCGGCAUAUUAUCCUCAAUCAUCUUCAGCCUGCUGCAGAAAUUAUUGGAUUCAGGAUGAGAGAACUGAGGGGACUUUCAAGAUGGUGAGAACUCUGUUAAGGGAUUGGGUUGGAUGAGAUACUUAUAAAUAAUGCAACAAAAAAAUCUGGCUUGUUACUACUACAAGUUGAAAGAUUUAUGAGGGUCCUAUCCUCUGUUGUACAACAGUGAACUUGUUGUAUUCUUGAAGUUUUUAUAUGACCAAGAUCCCGUUAGGGUGUUGCUUGAGCUGUCUGAAGUAGAUCGCAAAAUUGAAAUUUAUAUGGAUACAAUACAAAGGAUUAGAGCAUUAGUUUGUUUUGGUGGAUUUUCAGAUUGUGAAUAUCUCCAGCACACACUGGCCAAGGAAUUUCUACAGAUGGAAUCUAGUUUCAAGAAGGCCUUCCUGAUGCACUUUACUACUAUUUCACGGAAGAUACUUCACAAGGAUGUUCUAUCACUGGUUUCACUCUUAUCUUCACGAGCACCAUUAUUCAUCACCAUUCCUUCGUCAGUAUCAUACUACAAGGAUGACUCUGGCUAUUUGAUCUUAUCAGGAUGGCAAACAUAGCAUCCAGAGGCGUAGCUUGUGUUUUCGCUGCAAGAAAGCUUGCGUUGGAGUACAUCCUGUAUGAAGAGGAAGACAAAGUUUCUAAGGUAGAAGUUGGAUUGUAAAACAAUUAACCAUUAAUGGAGGCAGGGUUUAUUCUCUCUAUUAAUAAUUAAAUAAAGUAUAAUUUGCACU
Rubroshorea leprosula is the source of this 1240-nucleotide messenger RNA. NCBI's taxonomy places the organism in Eukaryota, Viridiplantae, Streptophyta, Magnoliopsida, Malvales, Dipterocarpaceae. The record is from the annotation of a GenBank genome assembly.